CCCCGCGCAUUCCCGACCCUCCGGGCGGCGUUGGCGGCGGUGCGGGGCCGGAGCUCGGGGCCGGAGCUCGGGGCCGGGGUGGGGGGGGGGCCGCGAUGCCGCAGCUGGAGCCGGCGGCGGGGGACGACCUGGGGGCUCCGGACGAGCUGAUCGCCUUCCAGGACGAGGGCGAGGAGCAGGACAAGGGCGCGGGGCGCGGCUCGGCCCACGGGGACCUGGACGAGCUCAAGUCCUCGCUGGUCAGCGAGACCGAGGGCCGCGCCGCCGCCCCGGGCGGCCCCGACGCCGAGGUGAGCGGGGAGCGGCCCCCGCGAGCCCCCGGGAAAGUUUCCAGAAGACCGCGGGACGCGCUCGCUGCAAUGGUCAGACGGCAGCAGGAUGGGGGCUUUUUUAAGGGCCCCCCCUACCACGGUUACCCCCUGCUGAUGCUCCCCGAGCUGGGCACCCCGUACCUCUCCAAUGGAGCUCUGUCACCUGGAGGCCCCCGCACCUACCUGCAGAUGAAGUGGCCGCUGCUGGAUGUGCCGGCUGGGGCCACACUAAAGGACAGCCGCUCACCGUCACCCGCACACCUGUCCAACAAGGUCCCGGUGGUGCAGCAUGCGCCCCACAUGCACCCGUUGACGCCGCUCAUCACCUACAGCAAUGACCACUUCUCUCCUGGCUCGCCGCCCGCGCAUCUCUCACCUGACAUCGACCCCAAAACGGGGAUCCCGCGCCCGCCGCACCCUCCCGAGCUGCCCCCCUACUACCCGCUGUCGCCAGGAGCUGUGGGUCAGAUCCCUCACCCGCUGGGCUGGCUUGUGCCGCAGCAAGGACAGCCCAUGUACUCCAUCCCCCCCGGCGGCUUUCGGCACCCCUACCCCGCCCUCGCCAUGAACGCCUCCAUGUCCAGCCUGAUGUCCAGCCGCUUCUCCCCACACAUGGUCCCGCCGCCCACCCACGGUCUGCACCCCUCAGGCAUCCCACACCCCACCAUCGUCUCACCCAUUGUGAAGCAGGAGCCUGCCCAGCCCAGCGCCAGCCCUGGCAGCAGCUCGAAAUCCCCCAUCACAGUAAAGAAGGAGGAGGAGAAGAAGCCCCACAUCAAGAAGCCUCUGAAUGCUUUCAUGUUGUACAUGAAAGAGAUGAGGGCGAAGGUCGUUGCUGAAUGCACGCUGAAGGAGAGCGCGGCCAUCAACCAGAUCCUGGGCCGACGGUGGCACUCGCUGUCGCGGGAGGAGCAGGCCAAGUACUACGAGCUGGCACGCAAGGAACGGCAGUUGCACUCACAGCUCUACCCCACGUGGUCUGCCCGCGACAACUACGGCAAGAAAAAGAAGAGGAAGCGAGAGAAGCUGGCCCAGCAGCAGAGCCACGAGGCAGAGAGUGCUCUGCCCUCCAGGAGCAAGAAGCCGUGCGCCCCACACCACCUGCCCCCCGAUAAACCCUGCGACAGCCCGGCCUCGUCCCACGGCAGCAUGUUGGAUUCACCUGCCACGCCGUCAGCCGCCCUGGCCUCCCCGGCUGCGCCCGCAGCCACACACUCGGAGCAGGCGCAGCCGCUGUCGCUCACCACCAAGCCGGAGGCCAGGGCUCAGCUCGCCUUCCUCUCCGGCAAAUCCUCCUCCUCCUCCUCCUCCCUGGGCUCCCCCCCGUCGCUGCUCCCCCGGCCCAUCGCCUUCCCCUCGCUGCUGCUCCCCUCCCCUCCUGCCCCGCAGCAGACGCAGCCGCUCGCGCUGGUCACCAAACCGGCCGACUGAGGGUGGGCUGAGCAGGAGCCCCCCACCGCCCUGCACCGCAGCCGCCACAAUCACGACUCCCAACGCAGCCAAACCUUUAUUGGUCAAUAUUUGACCUUUUCUGAACUGUUUUUUUUUGUGUUUUAUUCUUUUUGUCUUUUGGGAAGCAGACUCUGGAGGAAGAGGCUCUUUCCCUUUACCAGCAGUCGACCUAAAGACUGUUUUUAUUAAAAAAGAAAAAAAAAAAAGGGGGGGGGGAGGGGGAGGGAAAUGUUUUUUUGUGUUUUUUAAUAUUUUUUAAGAAUAAAAGAGAGAAAGAAAAAAAAAAGAAAAAGGACCUUUCCUCAGGCUGGGCAUCCAGUGCUGAUGCCCCCAGUGCCCCCAGUGCCCCCAGUGCCAUCCCACUACAGCUGGACCCCGUCCCCAGCUCGGUGCUGGGCUGGGGGGACAUGGGGUGGGGCUGGGGGGGGGGUUUCUCAUUGAAUCCCUGUUAUUUUUCACAAAAAGAAAACAAAACAAAAAAAAAA
Coturnix japonica (Japanese quail) is the source of this 2248-nucleotide messenger RNA. NCBI's taxonomy places the organism in Eukaryota, Metazoa, Chordata, Aves, Galliformes, Phasianidae. The record is from RefSeq and is a predicted model, not a curated record.